Budorcas taxicolor (takin) is the source of this 903-nucleotide messenger RNA. RefSeq names its product hydroxysteroid 17-beta dehydrogenase 13 (gene HSD17B13). The record is from RefSeq and is a predicted model, not a curated record. Gene Ontology annotation, cellular component: lipid droplet. The coding region runs from base 1 to 903 and encodes 300 amino acids. The transcript has 7 exons. Gene Ontology annotation, molecular function: oxidoreductase activity, acting on the CH-OH group of donors, NAD or NADP as acceptor. NCBI's taxonomy places the organism in Eukaryota, Metazoa, Chordata, Mammalia, Artiodactyla, Bovidae.
AUGAAGAUUAUCUUGGAUCUCCUUCUGCUUCUGCUCAUCAUUGUUUAUUCCUACUUGGAAUCACUGCUGAAGGUCUUCAUUCCCAGGAGGAGAAAAUCUGUGGCUGGGGAGAUUGUUCUCAUUACAGGAGCCGGGCAUGGAAUAGGCAGGCAAACUGCCUAUGAAUUUGCACAACGGAAGAGCAGACUGGUUCUGUGGGAUAUUAAUAAGCAUGGUGUUGAGGAAACUGCAGCAGAAUGCAGAAAACUAGGGGCCACUACACACGUGUUUGUGGUAGACUGCAGUAACAGGGAAGAGAUUUACAGCUCUGUAGACCAGGUAAAGAAAGAAGUUGGUGAUGUAACCAUCGUGGUGAAUAAUGCUGGGGUGAUAUAUCCAGCUGACCUUCUUAGUACAAAGGAUGAGGAGAUCACCAAAACUUUUGAGAUCAACAUCUUAGGACAUUUUUGGAUUACAAAAGCACUUCUUCCAUCAAUGAUAAGGAGAAACCAUGGCCACAUUGUCACGGUGGCUUCAGUGUGCGGCCACGGAGUGAUUCCUUAUCUUAUUCCAUAUUGUUCCAGCAAAUUUGCUGCUGUUGGUUUCCACCGAGCCCUGACAUCAGAACUGGAAGCCUUGGGAAAAACUGGUAUCAAAACUUCAUGUCUCUGCCCAGUUUUUGUGAAUACUGGAUUCACCAAAAACCCAAGUACAAGAAUAUGGCCUGUGUUGGAGACAGAAGAAGUUGUAAGAAGCUUGAUAGAUGGAAUACUUACCGAUAAGAAAAUGAUUUUUGUUCCAUCAUAUAUCAAUAUCUCCUUAGCAAUAGAGAGAUUUCUCCCUGAACGUGCCUUGGCAGCCAUAAAUCGCGUACAGGAUAUUCAAUUUGAAGCAGUGAUUGGCCACAAAAUCAAAAUGAAAUGA